AUGACCUACGACGUCCACGACUCGGACAAGGGCACUGCCCCUCUCCUCUACCCGCCGUUCGGCCCCAGCUCGGCAUCAAGUGCUGCCCCGCGCAGCCGCGCAUCGACGCGCCCGUCUACCCGUGCCUCAACUCGCCCCUCUACUCGUGCAUCUAGCUUCAGCGAGUUCUCGCUUCGCUCAGCGCGCUAUUCGAGCAUGUCGCUCGCUUCCAGCGUGCCGAGCAGCGAAUCUUGGUCGCCUUCUGCGGAGGAGUGUGGAUGCUGCCCCUCUUCCCACGACAACAACACGCAGCUGACCACUGCGCCCUCCUCAACUCGCAAGUGGAGCGGUAAGGCGCGCGAGGGGCUUUUCACCUCACCCGAAGGCGAUGCCGUCAUGGGCAAGCUUGAUGGCCCCCUUAUCCGCGUCUAUUCUGCUCGUGCGUGCAGCUGGGUGAACGGCGACUUCGAAGAGGUCGGCGAGUGGUUCACCUCUCUCAUGCUCUCCCUUGGUAUCCCCGUUUACCCUUCCAACGGACGGUUCCAUCUCUCUCCCACCGGCCCCAAGUUGGCCUGGCUGCGCGGCUCGAUCGACAUCUUCCGCCCGACCGACGAUGCGCGCUGCAGCCACUGCCGCCAGCACAAAGUCCGCAACUGGCGCGGCACACCGGUCACGUUCCCUUGUGUGGUGGAGGCCGAUUGCGCCGACGGCCCCGUCCCGGUCAGCUCCUGUAUGGGCUGCAAGGCCGCCGGCCUCCAGUGCGACCUGUACCAGGGCUCUACCCCCGCGGUUGCGCCCGAGAUGCAGCGCUUCGAGCUGUGGAACUUCUCGGAGCUGCUCGCGGUCGCAAGAGACGCAACGGCGACACUCGACGCGCUCAGCCGCAGCAACAAACAAGGGGCCUGCCAGCAGGCAGCGAUGCAGGACGUUGCGCGCAGCAUCGGCUGGCUCACCGAGCAGCUCGAGUGCGCCAAGCGCCUCGAUCUCGACGCAGAUAGUAAACUCUAA
Trichosporon asahii var. asahii CBS 2479 is the source of this 987-nucleotide messenger RNA. RefSeq lists its product as uncharacterized. The transcript has 2 exons. The coding region runs from base 1 to 987 and encodes 328 amino acids. NCBI's taxonomy places the organism in Eukaryota, Fungi, Basidiomycota, Tremellomycetes, Trichosporonales, Trichosporonaceae. The record is from RefSeq and is a predicted model, not a curated record.